Messenger RNA from Homarus americanus (American lobster), 1284 nucleotides. Its product is annotated as glutamate receptor ionotropic, kainate 2-like. Gene Ontology annotation, molecular function: glutamate-gated receptor activity. The coding region runs from base 1 to 1284 and encodes 427 amino acids. Lineage: Eukaryota; Metazoa; Arthropoda; Malacostraca; Decapoda; Nephropidae. The transcript has 7 exons. Gene Ontology annotation, cellular component: membrane. The record is from RefSeq and is a predicted model, not a curated record.
AUGCCUUUCGUGUUUAAGAGAGACGACGGCAGUCUAGACGGUACCAGCAAAAGGUUAAUGGAUGUCUUGGCUUCUUGGCUCAACUUCACCGCCACCUACUCAAAUAAGGCCUCAGACCUGGAGUGGGGCAAGAGGGACGAGAACGGCACGUGGAGCGGGAUUCUGGGAGACGUGCACAGGGGUAGGAAGCACCUGGCCGUCAACUACUUAACCGUCACCGACCAGAGAGCACAAGACUUUGACUACUCUGUGUCUUACUACAAUGAAGGGUUCGGGCUCGCACUGAAGGUACCGCCGCCGCUGCCACGCUGGAGGAGCCUCUUGUACCCUUACACAAGCGAGGCGUGGGCCGCCCUCGUCGGGGUCGUCCUGGUCGUGGGCUUCACGUUCUACCUCCUCAACCUCAGCAGGUCCCGCUUCUCGCUGUCGAAGAGUCUUAUGAUGGUCAUGCGGGGUAUGGUGGGUCAGUCCGUACAGCGAGUGCCGACAUGGUGGGUGGUGCGGAUUUUCUUGGGUUUGUGGUGGUUCUCGGCCUGGGUGCUCGACAUCUCCUACACCAGUAAUCUCAUCGCCGUCCUCACCGUCCCUACAUACCCCUCCAGGAUACACACCAUUGAGCAGCUCGCCAACAGUGGGCUCAGGUUGUGUAUGUUGGACUACGGGGAGUUCGUGCCUGAGGCGUUGGCCACCUCGUCGGACGUGAUACUGGCCAGGCUGGGGCCCAAGCUGGACUUAGUGCCCAUUAUGAGUAGUCUUGAAUACAAUGGGGAGGAGGCCUGCGUCGAGCGGGUCCUGGCUGGCACUCAUGUCCACACAGAGACCUUCUCCUACGAGCAGAUCCUUUAUAUCGAGAUGGGCGUCGGUGAAGAAGUAUAUUUCCUCAAGGAGCAGCUGUAUGUGGGCAGUCUGGCUUUCUUCUUCCGCAAGAACACUCCUUGGAAAUACAAAUUUGACGCGGGGAUGCGACGUCUCGUGGAAGCCGGUCUCGUCCACAAGUGGUACUCGGACAUUAUGGAUGAAUUCAGGAGAGGCAUCAGAUCGCUGAUACCAUCCCUGUGUAACUCUAAGCAAGCCUUGUUUACUCUGGCAGUUCAGCCUAACCCAAAGCGACCUUAUUUGAAUCUAAAAGACUCCCAUAAACCCAAAUCGACCCAAGUCAACCCAAUCCCAGGAAACUUAGUGUCGUGUUCUGGCAGUGUAAGCAGUCCUGAGGUGAUGUUGGUCUCCUCUGCCCAAACUCUUCAUUAUCCUCAAGUGAGUAAAAUCGAUGAGCUUCAGACCUGA